Messenger RNA from Phyllopteryx taeniolatus (common seadragon), 2621 nucleotides. RefSeq names its product plexin domain containing 2a (gene plxdc2a). NCBI's taxonomy places the organism in Eukaryota, Metazoa, Chordata, Actinopteri, Syngnathiformes, Syngnathidae. The record is from RefSeq and is a predicted model, not a curated record.
GUACUUGAGCACGAAAUACCUUGUAGAUACCCUUAUUGUAAUAACGGCCCAUAACGUAAACAUUUUUAAAAUGCCAUAGACCAUUACAUUUUAAAAAUGGCAAAUUUCUUACAUUAUGGGCUUCUACGUGUCUUAGAACAGCGUACAAAUGUAACACAGGAAGUGUUUGGCUUACGACGGUUCCCGCAAAACAUCACAAACGGGGGACCCUUUUAAUGCAAUGUUCUCAAAUAUACUUUUUUUUUUUUUUUUUAAAUACAAUUUGAGUUCUUGUAGUGUACAGCUUUUUUUGGUCAUACUUUUUCUCAGAAAAUGACUGACUUUCUCAUACACACACAGAAGUACCAUUUAUUCCUCAAAAUAUACGAUUUCCUCCAAAAAAAUUCUUAAAAUAUACAAGUUCUGAAAUCUACUUUUUAAAUACAAUAUAUGUUUCAUCGAAAAUGUAGGACUUUUCCUCUUAAAAAAAUGACCGCUGAAAUAUGACUUGUAAAAUGAUUUUCUCAACUACUGCUUUUUCCUUUUUCUCAAGUGCUUUUUAAAAUAUGGAACAUUUUCUCAAAUGUACGUUUUGUUUUUGUUUUGUUUUUCCUCAAGAGUACAACUUUUUUUCCCGCAUAAAAUGACUGCUCAAAUAUACAUGAGUCAGAAAAACAGGUGGAAAAAAAUUAGUCUGAAAAAUAGAAAAAAAGUCAGAAAAACAGGUGGGAAAAAAAUAGUCAGAAAAACAAAGCCCUAAAGAAAUUACUCAGAAAACAGUUGUUUUUUUUUAAUCCAAGUGAAUGCGAUACGCUUCCGUAUGUAUGAAACUAUACUACUUUCACUUUAAAAAAAAAAAAAAAUUGACCUAUGCAACUGCAGUAUUCUACAGCAUAGCACAGUAAUCAUAAUUACAGACCAUAUCUGUAUGAUGAUCACUUCUAGGCAAUAAAUAUGAAACCCAUUUUUUUUAAAAACGUAAUUGAAAAGUGUAGAAAUCUUAACAUUUAAAAGCGCACGACAGCGCUCCAUGUGCGUGACAAAUCCUUAUGUCGGUACAGUCGCAAACAACAAUCCUUUGCAACAGGCCUUGGUGCAGUUUUGCUGUGUGGAGAUCUAGUGGCUAAAAAGUCAAACUCCAGUUGAAGCACAAUUACUGCUGCCUUCAGGAACAAGUGGGACUUUGAAAUGUCAUUUUCCCUGAAUUCAAUUAAUUGGCAAUUUAAAGUUUUUAAACUCUCGGAACAAUAGAGAAAGUGAAGCACAGUUUUGUGGAAGACGAGACAAAAGUCUGCUUUUGGGCGUAAAAGUAAUGACAAUUCCAAUGGUCCAUGAAGGCAGCGUAGACCUCAGGUUGUCGUCGUCACUGAGGUUGAUAAAAGUGGCGGCCAGCUGGUUUGUCUGACAUUUUCAACAACUCGCCGAGAAAACGUCUUCCGUGUCCCGUACUUUAACUGGACAUAGAAGAAGAAGAAUUUUAAAAAUGACACCUUUCUUCAGGAGAAAAUAAUGAAGAGGCAUGUUGUUACGGGAUUGCUGGUUCUUUUCCAGGUCCAAGUCAGCUACGUGACGACAAGAUCUGCUUUUGCACAGUAAUGUCUCAGGUUUGAGCCAGACACUGUCUACUGUCGCGGAAAGCCCACCCGGAAGCCCCGAGAGAGACAACGGGGGGCGGAGCUGGCCGUCCAGGCCCACGUCCGAAGCCCCCGGCUGGGCCGCGGACCCCAGGGGCCUCUACGGGGCCCGGCACCUGCCGGAUGACCCUGAUACCGACCUGCUGUUGGAGGAGGGCCACGACAACUCCACGCGGAUUGUAGUGAGACCCCACACUACUUCAGCUAGUGCAAUGAUAACCACACAAACAGGAAGUGGAGCGUCCGCUUGCUCAGUACAACAUUCAUUUAAUAUGAAUUCCACUCACAGAUGAAUUGGAGCAAGCGGACAGAAGAGUGAGGAGGAGCGGAUUUAUUAUUAUUAUUUUCUGUUAGCGAUAGUAUUGACCAGCUUUUUUGUCCAUAUAAAGAAAUAGCAAAGAAUGAUGAAUGCCUUUUUAAUAAUGCUCAAUUGAAUAUAUUUGGGCCAGAACAUGGAUCACGUCUACUACACGUCUAAAAUCGUCGGUCCAGGAGACGCGUGGGUCAACACGGAGCGGGCCAACAAGAACGAGUGGAAGACCAGCGGCUUCCUGUCCAACACGCACCGCCAAGUCGAGAGAGUCAAUCGUUCUUUUGGCUUUCCGUUCUACGGUCACAUGCUGAAGGAAGUCACCGUGGCAACCGGAGGCUUUCUUUAUACGGGAGAUAUCAUCCACCGCUUGCUCGCCGCCACUCAGUACAUCGCUCCGCUCAUGGCCAACUUUGACCCCGGCCUCUCCAGCAACUCCUCUGUCUUUUACUUUGAUAAUGAUGUGCGGCGGAGAACCAUCUAUGAGUACCACAAGGUGGACAUUCUCAAGUCCAAAAUCUCCAAUGCGACCACUAUAGAGAUGUUACCGCUUCCAAGAUGAUACAAAAGCAGCAAAAGGCACACGGUCAGCGAGAGAAUCCUUCAUAUUUUGGUGCAGAUCUGAAUUGAAAAAAUCUGCUAGCAUUGAGGCCAAUGAGCCAAAAGUUUGCUGAAUGCUGAAAAGUCCAGAAGCGCCG